Messenger RNA from Aspergillus alliaceus, 882 nucleotides. Its product is annotated as TLC domain-containing protein. Gene Ontology annotation, cellular component: membrane. The record is from RefSeq and is a predicted model, not a curated record. Gene Ontology annotation, molecular function: sphingosine N-acyltransferase activity. The transcript has 5 exons. The coding region runs from base 1 to 882 and encodes 293 amino acids. Gene Ontology annotation, biological process: ceramide biosynthetic process. Lineage: Eukaryota; Fungi; Ascomycota; Eurotiomycetes; Eurotiales; Aspergillaceae.
AUGCCCACCAGGCCUGGUGGCUGGAGUCGUAGUGGGUCGCGUGAAGUGAAAAUCCAGACACUCUCGAAAGGGUCCAAGCUGAGAGAGGACGAUUUUAUGAAAUGCGUGGCCCACUGGUUGUUGCAGAAACAAAUUGUCCUCUCAUUCCAGCUCAUUACUAUCCUUCUUCUCAUUCAUCUUUGGGUACCCAGCCUAGGGCCAUAUAUGUCGAAAUUCUUUACGCUGUCGUACUAUAACCACAGCUCCGAGAAGUAUGGGAUUGGAUAUAAUGAUUUCUAUUUCAUAGCUUUCUCGAUUAUACUGCUCACGGGGCUGAGAGCCAGUUGUAUGAAGUACAUUCUUGCUCCGCUUAGCCGGCGAUGGGGGGUAUCAAGAGCCAAGGAUGCCACCCGAUUUGUGGAGCAAGGAUGGACGGUCAUGUACUACAACAUGGUCUGGCCAUUAGACAUGUACCUUUACUACAAGUCAUCAUAUUUCCUCAACAUGGCGGAGCUGUGGACCGAAUGGCCCCAGCGGGAACUAGAUGGGUUGGUCAAGGCGUAUUACCUGGGCCAAUGGUUUUUCUGGAUUCAGCAGGUGCUGGUAAUCAACAUUGAGGACCGUCGGAAGGACUAUUGGCAAAUGCUAACGCAUCAAUUUGUAACUAUCGGCCUCAUGACAGCUUCGUACGCCUAUCACCUGACGAAUUUCGGACACUUGAUUCUAGUGCUUAUGGACGUGAUUGAUCUUUUCCUUCCACUAGCGAAAUGCCUGAAGUAUCUCGGCUUCACCACCAUCUGCGAUGUCCUGCUCGGGUGUUUCAUUGUCCUGCCGGCUGCUGUCGGGGAACUGCAGAGGAUCUUCAAGAACCACUUCCAGUCCCAGAUGACUGGUCGCAUUUGA